Molecule: messenger RNA, 999 nt
Organism: Trematosphaeria pertusa
Lineage: Eukaryota; Fungi; Ascomycota; Dothideomycetes; Pleosporales; Trematosphaeriaceae
Product: glyoxylate reductase
Exons: 4
Coding region: 1-999 (332 amino acids)
Cellular component (GO): cytosol
Molecular function (GO): NAD binding; glyoxylate reductase (NADPH) activity; hydroxypyruvate reductase [NAD(P)H] activity
Source: RefSeq, a predicted model, not a curated record
AUGACAAAGCCAAAAGUGCUGCUCCUAGGAGAAAUCGAACACGCCCACGAAUCGUGGAACUCGCUCUCCAACAUCGCCGAACUGGUCUAUCCCCGAGCCCGUACACGCGCCGAAUUCUUAGACGAAUGCAGAAGCGGAGACCUGGAUGGAGUCGUCGCCAUUUACCGCACCUUCGCCAGCGUGGACUAUACUGGUAGAUUCGAUGAGGAGCUGGUGCCUGCGUUGCCGGCCAGUGUGAAGUUUGUAUGUCAUAAUGGAGCGGGAUAUGAUCAAGUAGACGUCCAUGUUUGCACCAAGCGAGGUAUCCGGGUAUCGAAUACGCCGACCGCCGUGGACGAUGCUACGGCCGACGUCACUAUGUUCCUUAUAUUGGGGGCCUUGAGAGGAUUCAAUAUCUCAAUGAGAGCGCUGCGAGGGGGACAGUGGAGAGGUCAUCCUCCACCGCCUCUGGGUAGGGAUCCAGAAGGCAAGACGUUGGGUAUCCUAGGCAUGGGCGGUAUCGGCAAAAAUUUGCGUCGAAAGGCAGAGGCUUUUUCGAUGCGUGUGAUCUACCACAACCGCGAAAAACUCAGCGACGAGUUAUCAGGCGGCGCGGAGUACGUAUCGUUCGCGGAGCUGCUGAUGACUAGCGACGUCAUUUCCUUAAAUCUGCCUCUCAACGACAAGACCCGGCAUAAGAUUUCGACUCGGGAAUUCGAAAUGAUGAAGAAGGGCGUCGUCAUCGUCAAUACCGCUCGCGGCGCGAUCAUUGACGAAGAAGCUUUAGUGAAGGCGCUGGAUAGCGGACACGUCGCGUCUGUCGGGCUUGACGUAUACGAAAAUGAGCCGUCAAUACACCCUGGGCUACUUGCCAAUGAUUAUGUCAUGCUGUUACCGCAUAUGGGGACGUGGACGAUCGAGACUCAGACGGCGAUGGAGGAAUGGACGAUUUCGAACGUGCGAGCAGCAAUCGAGACAGGGGCUCUUCGAAGUGUCAUUCCUGAGCAUGCGGCUCUCUGA